GUCACGAGCAGGAAUCAGGAAGGUGUGUGAGUGUUUUUAUCGGGAUCAGGACUUUGCAAGGUGCUAUGUUUAUUAGUAACUUUGUUUAUCGGGACUACGACAACCUCGGAAAAAUGUAGGAGUUUAUACACUACUUCAAUAUGGGUCUUAGGGAGUCAAAACUUUGCUUCCUCCCUUAUGAGGAAGCGACGAAGAGAGUUACAGACGAUGAAAUGCAACGACUUAGACUGGCCUUCAAACGAUGUUCCGGUGUCAGUGGGUUUAUGCCCCAACCGGUGUUUACCCGUGAAGUUCUUGGUGAUGGUGUACCUAACAAAGUGGCUGAGCAAAUUUACACAGCGUUUGGUGGUACAAACAAGGGAAUGACAUUUCGCGAUUUGCUCUGUGGUCUUGUGCUUCUAACCCGGGGCACACGCGAAGAGAAGAUAAAAUUUAUUUUCAAUAUUUAUUCAACCGACGGAGCGUUCGUGUACAAAGAUAAUAUGGAGAGUUUGAUCCUUGCUUGUGAUGGAGGCAAUAUUCCUCAGCCGGUCGUGGAAUGCUUCUCUGAGUUUGAUAGACUACCAUUUGAGGAGUUUUCAAAGUGGCUUUUAAGAAAUCCAGAUGUGACUACGCUUACCAGAUGGUUGCUCAUUGUUAGUAAUGGUUGCAGUAUCCAGUUAACUGAUAGCAGUGAGACUCCAACAUUUUACCAGACACUUGCCAGUGUUACCCACUUACAAGAGGCAGAUAUUAUGGAGCUGGAGAAGAGAUAUUGGAUACUAAAGGCUGGAACAAAAACUGGAAAAUUUGAUCUGGAUACAUUCACACCACUAGUAUCACCACCCAUUCCAAAGUGUCUAUGUGAAGGAUUGUUUAAUGCUUUUGAUGAAAAUCAAGAUGGCCACAUUGAUUUUCGUGAGCUAGCAUGUGGAAUUUCCAAAUGUUGCAGGGGAUCCAAUGCUGAGAGGCAAAAAUUCUGCUUUAGGGUAUUUGAUGCUGAUGGAGAUGGCUUUCUGUCAAGAAGUGAAAUUGAAAUAAUGUGCAGGGGUUUAAUUGACAUCAGAAAGGAAAAUGCUGGAGAAAAGGAUACAAGUGCCAUCUGGGACAAGGAUGUGUCAUUGAUGGCAAUUGAAAUCCUGAGUGAUUGCAGCAAAGAUGAGGAUGGUCAAAUUAGCUUAGAAGAGUAUAAGGAGUGGGCAUCUACACAUAGAUUUUCCCAUCUGUUUCCCAAGUUAUUGGUCCAGGUAUGUCACAUUGUUUUGGGGCUUAGACCAAUCACUAGAGAAGUAGAACUUCAAGUUGUGAGAGGUUGGCUUGAGCGUGAGUACCAGCAUGACCUCAAUCCUGGUACCAUUUGGUAUCUUGUGGCUAUUUCUUGGUGGCGCAUAUGGAAAGAGUAUGUCAGUUAUCAGCCUUACAUCAGACGGUCAUCUACAGGGAAUCUUCGCAAGAAUGGUACAUUGCCAGCAAGAAUAAACCAAGUUCAUAAUGCCUCCUCUGGCAACCAAGGACAAGCUUGGAGUGGUGACUCUGCUUUAAAAACAAGAUCGUUGGGACGGCGUGAAUCUCAUCCAAUGUACAACCAGAUUAGUAAGGCAGUAAGUCCAACUGGGACAAUGAAUGGUCACUGUUCACAAGGAGCAGUAGCAUUAGGUACACAAGUGCCUGGUCCUGUUGAUAAUGUCCCACUUGUAGAACCUGAUACAAGAAAGGUCAUGAUUUUAACCGGCGAAGGAGGAAAGUUGAAGCGUAACAUUCCUUUAUGCAGAGGAAGGGACUUUGAGAUCAUACCAGAACCUGUUUGGAGAGCUCUUCAGCAGUGGUAUGGAGGUGGACCAGCUCUCCCAAGAACGGUCAUAACUCCUACAAAUGGUGAUCCAACCCCAGAAUUAGAGCUAUACCCAAUAAGUCUGCGACUGUUUCGACAUGCCCCUCCCCCUACAAGAGGUGGAAUUACAACAUGGACUGGGGUUGGAUUUGGAUUAAGUACGUUUGGUUUUGGUACCAGUUCUCUUACCACCCCUCAUGCCCCACCCAAAAGGUACCUGGCAUAUGUGGCAUCUUUUAGUCGGAUGAACACAUUACAACAGGUGUAUGACUAUCUCUGUGCACGACUCAGACUCCGCAUAGAAGAUAUGAGACUCUGGAGUUUGGAAGAUGAGAAUAAACUACGGCUUUUAGAAGAAGACAAUUCUUCUUUGGAGAAGUUAGGAAUCACUGACAACCAUGCUGUUCUUAUUGAAGUUCGAAACAGAGAUAUGAGUUGGCCAGAAGAGAUGUCCUCCUUGGCAAACAACAGAAGUCUUAGGGAGAAACUCAAUUUAGAACCAACAGAAAAAGGAGCCACAGGCCUCAGUAACUUGGGUAACACCUGCUUUAUGAACUCUGCACUGCAGUGUCUCAGUAAUACCCAACCCCUGACACAGUACUUCACAACUAAGUGCCACUUAUAUGAACUUAAUAGGACCAACCCUCUUGGUAUGAAAGGGCACAUUGCACGUCGGUAUGGAGACCUUACUCAAGAUUUGUGGAGUGGCAGCUCCCGCAGCCUUGCUCCACUGAAACUCAGGUGGACAAUAGGAAGGUAUGCUCCAAGAUUUAAUGGAUUUCAGCAGCAUGACUCCCAGGAAUUCUUGUCUUUCCUCUUGGAUGGUUUACAUGAGGACUUAAACAGAGUUCAGCUCAAACCAUAUGUUGAACUUAAGGACAGUGAUGGUCGACCAGAUGAGGAAGUAGCACAUGAGGCAUGGGAUAAUCAUCUAAAGAGGAAUCAAUCAGUUGUGGUGGACCUGUUUCAAGGCCAACUCAAGUCUCAAGUCAGGUGUUUGGAGUGUGGCUAUGUCAGUGUUAGGUUUGACCCAUUCACUUUCCUCUCCUUGCCUCUCCCUAUGGACAACUCAAUAUAUGUUGAAGUUAUAGUUGUUCGACUGGAGGGGAAAACCCCUACAAAGUAUGGAUUGCUGUUGAAUAAUGAUGACAGAUACAAGGAUGUGAAAAGAGAACUGUCAAAAUACUGUGGGCUGGUGUGCUCACAGGUUCUCCUGGUUGAGAUAUUUGGGGCAUCUGUUAAGAGUCUCCCAUCAGAUGUACAGAAGAUUCGUACAGCGUUAGCUGGGAUACUCUAUGCUUAUGAGAUUCCACCUCCUACAAUCUCCUGUGAAAAUGAUUGUGUGGGACCCAAUCCUUCAGAGGAGGACAAGGUUAUAUGUAAUUCAUCUGUUGUAGAGUCUGAGGAGCGAGAAUUUUGUACUACAAAUAAGGAUAAAAACUGUCAAACAGAUGGAACCAUUUUCAACACUGUUUCAAACAGUGAUAGAACUGAGAGGAAAGGAAGCAAAUCUUCUGGAACAAAUUCUGAAAACGGCUCGGAGGAAAGCGAAACCCGGCUUCGCGUCCAAGAAGAUUGGUUUGCAGAUGGAAAAAAGAACAAGAAGAAAGGUUCUUCUAGUCCAAUUAGGAGAUUGAGUCCAAAACUGCGAAAGAAAAUUAGCCCUAAGUUUGGGGCGGGAUUUAGUUUGACUACAACAUUGAGGAAGUCGUCUUCAUCAUCAUCUUCAACAGAAUUAGCUGAAGGACAUUUUAAUACUAAUUCUGAUUCUGGCAUCAGUUUAAGUGUGGAAAAUUCUCCAAGUCACCAAACUCUUUCUUCACCUGUUAAUGUUAAUGCUGCUUCUGGACAUUCAAGUGUUUCGUCAACACCUACAACAGGACCUGCACCAUAUUUGGGCUAUUGUUUUAGUGGAUUUGUUGUUGCAAUGCACAGGAAAAUAAUUCGUUUAGAUGCAUAUUUCCUUUCACCACAAAAGAAUCGCCCUGGUUUGUUUGGAAUCCCUGUCAUCAUACCAUGCUCAUCUAAAACAAGACAGUGUGAGUUGUAUGAGGGAGUCUGGACUCAAGUGGCCAGGCUACUAAGCCCACCAGCACCAGGAGACACAAACUGUAAGGAUGGUGAUGCAGGGGACUAUCCGUUUGAGCUGCGGGCAGUUCAGAAGGACGGCCUCAUGUGUGCAUGGUGUCCAUGGUACAGGUUCUGCCAUGGCUGUGUCAUUAAGUGCAGUGAGCAGGAGUUUGGCAGUAGCAGUUCAUACAUAGCUAUAGAGUGGGAUCCAACUACACUGCAUCUCAGAUACCAGAGCUCACAGGAAAAAGUGUCAACAGAACACGAGAGUGUGGAGAGAAGCAGGAAACUGCAGACAGAACCUAUUGACUUGUAUGAAUGUUUCAGAGCGUUCACUAAAGAAGAGGAGUUAGGGGAAGAUGAGCUGUGGUAUUGCAACAAGUGUAAGAAACACAGAUUAGCAGUGAAGAAACUUGAUAUCUGGAGUCUCCCCCCAAUUUUGAUUAUUCACUUGAAGCGGUUUCAGUUCGUAAAUGGCCACUGGGUAAAGUCUAAUAAAGUUGUGCAGUUUCCCAUGGAAGGUUUCGAUCCUUCAGCCUUCCUGGCCAAGCGAUUUUUUCGCCCAAAUAGUGCAGGGAACUCAGAGUCAGGUGGAGUCACCACAGUAAAUGUCAAGAGCAGCGAGGAACCUGAACCCGAGGAGGAGCCUGGAGACAAGAAAGAGGAAGCGUCCCGCAAGGGUAGCGAGGAGUCGUCUUCCCAGAGUUCAUCUGGUGAACUGAGUUCCAGUCAGGUGGAACUAAACCAGACCAGCAAACCUCCUUCGCGCCAGUCCUCUUGUAUAAGCCUCAACUCAGCUAAAGUCCACCCUGAGGGGAUGCUGGAAAUGAAGCCUGUUGGCGAUGCCACCGUAAAUGCUACGAUCUCUGACGUCACGGAGCUAAAUUCUGUAGAUGAACGUAGAAGUGAAAGUGGCAGCAUGGCAGCGUUAAGGAGUGAAGGUUCACAGACAGAGACACCAACCUAUCGUAUUUAUGCUAUGUCGUGUCACACUGGAGUACUGGGAGGAGGGCACUACAUUUCAUACGCGCACAACCCAAAUAAAAGAUGGUACUGCUACAACGACAGUAGUUGCAAGGAGUGUGACAGCACCAAGCUACAAAAAGACUCACCCUACAUGCUGUUCUAUCAGCAAGACGGCAUGGACGAACGAGCGUUUCUUCCUAACUUCAGUGGCCAAACACCAGAUUCUGCAAGUGACGACGAGGAAUAUGAAAACGACGUGAAAAAACUUUGCAUCUUACAGUAAAACCCUAAAAAAUAUUCUGCACAGGAACAAAACUAAUUUAAAGACAAUUUUUCUAUUGAAACUUUUAUGGGAUGAACUCUUACGCAAAUGUAAAUUAUCAAAAAUGCUGUAAAUAUAUCGACAUAGAAAUUUUAUUUUUAAAUUCCCCUGGUAUCACACAAAUUAUGAAAGGAAUAAUAUUAGCGUACCCAUUAUUUGUUUGUGUGCUUUAAGCUCGUUGAAUUACUUUUUUCGAUGACAUUCUUCUGUGUCAAUGUGCGACAUUAAUUUUUUCCGGGAAGGGGGUCUGAGUAUUAUGGGAAAUUUAAUGAAAACUAAUUGUUUUUUCCCAUUUUGAAUGUUCUUACGUAAUCUACUUAUCGCCCUGUGUAUUUUAUAAAAAUGCACAGAAGACUUGAUUUAACCUUGAUACGAAUGAGAGCCGCUGUAGAUUUCUUCAUUAACUCUCAGUAAGGAGUUUAAAGAAAACCACGACUGCAACGAGAACGUAGCGAAACGAAAGGUUUAAUGAGCAGAACAAUAACUUUGACCCUGCGUCUUAAAACGUUAUACAUUUUCAAGUCCUUCUCUCCAAGGCAACAGCGUUAAAUCGCCAAAUUUUGCGCACUCUGAAAUGGGAACUCCGACAGUAAAGUAUUCACGUUUUUCCUUUAAACUCAACCCUACAUUCACAUGCUAUUCUGAAUGGAAGGUCUGACGCCGUCGUAGAAGGCAAGCUACUCUCAAAAUUCUCAGGAGAAAUUAAAUAUUUAUUUCAAUCAACAUUUUCCCAGGCCUUGCCGUUGUGACAUUCUAAACUCCCUUUUUCCAAGAUCCGUCUUUAUUAAGAGUGAAAGAAGACAGUGAGGUUUUCUUUUCAAAAGAAUAAGAGAUUGUGCGAAGCUCUAAAUAUACAAGGGGUCUUAUCAAGUGUUGUGACACGACACCAAAUUUCGUUUCAUGCAAAUAAACGUGAAAGUAAUUUUUUGCUUAGAUGGACAAACACGUGAAAGGGUAGAAAAACCAAAACGGAAUGAGCACACUUAAGGAUGGAGAAGAUAAACAUUUAUCUCAAAUGAUGGACUUAAAAAAUUGGCUUAUUUUGAAAAGUGCACAAACUGUUCUGAAACCCCUUCGAGAUUGUGUUCCAGCAAAGAAGUUGAAACAAUUCUCAAAACUAAGCAGUGCAGCAAAAUAGACAAAAGAAAGAAAGAUUAUUCAUAGCUAAGCUUAAAAUGACUGUUUAGGUGGCUGUAAAGAAAGUUUUUGGGAAUUUAGGUUUUAGGAUUUUUAAAGAUUUUUCUAAUUAGCGUUGUAAAACUUUACUUAAGUAAUCUUAAUAGCCCAUCUAAAUAACGGGAAAUUUUAAAAAGGGUACUGACGAUGAAAAGUACUUAAUGAGCAAACUGCUCAAAGAGCGAAAAAAUUAAGUGAUCAAGUCUUUAGCUUGAAGAAUUUUGUUGUCAAAAGCCAGUUGAGGACAUCAAAAGCUUCCAUUUUUCUCUCUCUUUUUCAAUUUUACGGCAAGUUUUAGUCAGUUACAUUAUUAUCUAGUGCACUACGGUCAGUGUCUCUUGAAAGACUGGAGAGAUUUUUAAAGUUGUCCAAAGCAGUCUGGGGACUCCAGAAAUGCAGUCUAUCCUACACUAAGGCUUAAAUCCUGCGAGUUAUCAGUGUUAAAUUAAGCAGUUUGGCAGAUGAAAUUUUUCCUCCUUCUUUUCAUAAACCUCCAUAGUUUUCUGUUUACAAUCUGUUUGAGAUCUUUACAUGCAAAAUGUCGGUGUUUCCUGUUGAUGAAGUUCAUUAUACCUCUCGUAUGUUUGUACGUUACUACGCUCAGAACUCUUGUUUCUGUGUAGGAGCAAACGUAAUUAAUUUAGUGCCUUAAGACAAUAAAAGAUGCUUCUGUAA
Molecule: messenger RNA, 7019 nt
Organism: Pocillopora verrucosa
Lineage: Eukaryota; Metazoa; Cnidaria; Anthozoa; Scleractinia; Pocilloporidae
Product: ubiquitin carboxyl-terminal hydrolase 32
Biological process (GO): protein deubiquitination
Cellular component (GO): Golgi apparatus
Molecular function (GO): cysteine-type deubiquitinase activity; calcium ion binding
Source: RefSeq, a predicted model, not a curated record